UCUGUACUCAGGUUGAGAAUUAGACACAGCAAACUUUACAUCACGCUUUUAUCAUAGAAACAUAUCAAACAGGUCUUAGUGGUUUAUGUCAUGAGCCUCAUACAGUUAAACAUCUUUAUAGCAUGCAGGAAAUGAACAGGAAACACACGACAUGGUGACACAACUGAUGGAAAUAUGGUGGGCGGAUGGAGGACAACGUUAAAAAAAGGAGGAAGUGGAUAUUUUUUAAAGAGAAUGGAAACGUCACGUCAUGGACGUGUAAAUCUCCGGGCCGCUAGGCGGCGUAAGAUGCGAGAAGUGUAGGCUAGAGACUAUUUCCGUUGAGUUUCCAAGAUGGCUGCCCUCAUAUGUAAACAUGCGACCUGAUCUGCUCGCUGUUGGUGUUCAAGUUUAGCGCUUCUGUAGCAUGUAUUCAUCGAGCGUGAUACCCAGUGUUUAGAUAUUAACAUCCAGUGCGGGAUUGUUAACAUACAGACGUAAAUUUGUGAGUCAUAACCGAGCCGGAAAAGGCGACCAUUAGCGAGCUAACGGGUAACGUUAGCCGGGCCGCGUAGAGCCAUGCCUGCACGGACCUUGUACGUUAGCCCCCUGCCAGCUGCAGCUUCAAAUGAACGACUUGAGGAAAUAUUCUCGGAAAUUGGUCCGGUAAAGCAAUGCUUCGUGGUCACCGAGAAAGGCUCGGACAAAUGUCGGGGGUUUGGCUAUGUCACAUAUUCCAUGGAGGAAGACUCACAGCGAGCUUUGAAAGAAGUAAAGCUCUACGACGGACAAAGGCUUUCUGUUACAGUGGCGAAGAGGAAAAUUAAGGACAAAAAAAAAACAGCGCCUGAAGAGCCCGCUGCAGCACCAAAAGAAAAAGAUGCAGCACCAAAAGAAAAAGAUGCAGCACCAAAAAAAAAAGAUUCUGCACCAAAAAAAAAAGAUGCUGCACCAAAAGAAAACGAGCAGAACAAAAGCGUCAAGAAAAUCAAUCUGAAACCCAGACUCAUCAUCAGGAAUCUGAGUUUUAAGUGCUCAGAAGAUGACCUGAAACAAAUUUUAUCCAAGUUUGGAACCGUUCUUGAGGCCAAAAUUCCCCUCAUGCCAGAUGGAAAGAUGCGCGGAUUUGCGUUUGUUCUUUUUCAAAAUGUCUUGGAGGCAGGGAACGCGCUUCAUGCUAUGAACCUGAAGGAGAUAAAAGGUCGGCAGGUAGCAAUUGACUGGGCUGUGCCUAAGGACAAAUUUAUCGCCACACAGCCGCCAUCAAGUGCAGGAAAUAAAAUUAUAGAAGCAAAUACAAAAAAGUCAGGUGCAAAGAUUGACACUGAAGACAAGGAAGAAGAAAAGCCACAUGCAGCACCUGAAAAGAAAAGAGUCCCUUCCAAACCAUCUGUAAAGCAGGUGGAAGAAUCCCAAUCUGAUGAUGAUGAUGAUGCUAGCGAGGACCAAGACAGUGAGGAGGAAGAGGAGGAUGAAGAAGAUGAAGAUUCAGACAUGGGGGAGGAUGAGGAUGAUAUGUCUCAGGAAGAAGAGGACGGCAGUGACGACGAUAAGAGUAGCUUUGAUUCAAACGAUGAUGAAGAGGAAGACGAGGACACCGAAGCAGAUAAAUCGGCUAAAAAGAAAACCUCAAAGAAACUUCUCCCUUCAGAUGUGAAGGAGGGCAGAACAAUUUUCAUCAGGAACCUUUCCUUUGAUACCGAAGAAGACGGUCUUGAGGAAGUUCUGUUAAAAUACGGAGAGCUUAACUACAUUAAGAUUGUUAUCCACACAGAAACAGGACAUUCAAAAGGUUGUGCAUUUGCUCAGUUCAAGACUAAAGAGGCUGCAGAUAAAUGCAUGGCAGCAGCAGAGGAUGAGGCACAGAACGGUGGCAUCCGUGUCGAUGGCAGAAAGCUGUUCGUUGUGGCCGCAGUGACCAGAGAUGACGCUUCCAAGCUGAAAGUGGACAAAGUGAAAGUGGAAACGGGCACCAGGAAUAUAUAUUUGGCCAGAGAGGGAUUGAUCCGGGCUGGAACCAAAGCUGCAGAGAGUGUUCCUGAAGCAGAAAUGGCGAAAAGAACCAGAUUUGAAGAAAUAAAGAGGACCAAGCUUCGGGCCUUAAAUGUGUUUGUGUCAAAGACUCGUCUGUGUGUCCAUAACCUGCCUAAGUCAGUGGACGAUAAAAAACUCAGAGCACUCUGCCUCCCAGCAGUACAAGGAGGCACGGGAGUCCGCAUCACAGAGUGCCGAGUGAUGUAUGACAAGAAGCCAGAGAAGGGUCAGGCGAUGGGACAAUCAUUAGGUUAUGGAUUUGUCCAGUUCCAGGUCCAUGAACAUGCUCUCAGCACACUUCGUUACCUUAACAACAACCCUGACAUCUUUGGCUCACACAAGAGACCUAUUGUUGAGUUCUCCCUGGAGGAUUCUAGGAAACUCCAAAUGAAAGAAAUGCGCCAACAAAAAAACAAGGAACAAAGUCUGUCUUUUAAAAGAGCAGCAAAACCUCAGCCCCAGACAGUCGGAGAAGGAAAAGGUCCCAGCAAAGGUGGAAAUAAAGCCCAGUCCUCAUCAGAGCAGACAAUAAACGAGAGCGCUCCUGUUCAAACCCAGGAGCAACGCAACCGCUAUUUUGGCUUCCAGACCAAACCCGAGUUCGAACACGUGAAUUUGGAAAACGGAAAGAAACGAAGAAAGAUUCUAAACUUUCCAUCCCAUCGCGGGCCUAAGAUCAGAAUGCGUGACAAGGGAAAGCAGCAGGCGCCGCCACCCAAGAAAGCAAAGCCUGGAUCCAACAGGAAAGACCGUCAAAGACAACAGAUGGAAAAGCCCACACAGCGCAACAACCAGGUCAAAACCCCAAAGAAGCAUUUCAAGAGAGGGGGUGGGGACCGUUUUGACAGCCUGGUGGAGCAGUACAAGAAGAAACUGAUGGGUAACAGUGACAACAGCACCAAUGUCAAAAGAAACAAGUGGUUUGAUAGUUAGUUUAUGUGUGAGAGAAACAAUGUGUUAGGAUCUUAAGUAUUUAAGGCUACUACAACAAUCAACAUUCUUAAAAACAAGUAUAGUGGUUCUCAUAAAGUUGUUUUGUGGCUCAUUGUACAGUAUGUGACGCUUUAUGCGUGGAACUGUUCUGUGCCCUAACUUCCUUCAUGCUCAUCUUGCAUUUCUGUAAUCCAUGUUUUUUACUACUAAAACAAACAGAAUAAUUAUUGUACUUGGCUUUUUAUGAAAAUAUAUACAGUAAAAAAAACAUGAUUUGGUA
Molecule: messenger RNA, 3226 nt
Organism: Cyclopterus lumpus (lumpfish)
Lineage: Eukaryota; Metazoa; Chordata; Actinopteri; Perciformes; Cyclopteridae
Gene: rbm28
Product: RNA binding motif protein 28
Exons: 20
Coding region: 559-2946 (795 amino acids)
Molecular function (GO): RNA binding
Source: RefSeq, a predicted model, not a curated record